AUGACAUCGGGUGGAGAAUGGAAUUUUGAUGGAAGAACGACUGGAAGACGGAGAGGCUCAGCUGCCACUCGACCCAUCUCCCAAUCGAUUUCUUCGCACUUUCAAAAGCAGAAACCAGUAGAAUGGAUCUCCUCACUGAUACAAAGAUAUCAAGAUCAACUGCCAACAUUGACUGGUAGAACAAUAGAUCGAGAGACAAGAGAACUCCUCAACACCACACAUUCAUGUAUCAUCAAUGUCAGUAAACAUCAUUUACAUCUAGUACUUUUGGCGUUGUUACGAGUGCUGAAAGCUGUAAAUGCUAGCCGUUGGACUUCACAAGUGGCACUUUCACAGUCACGUCUUGUCGUCUUGGAGACGCUACUUGCUUGUUUAAAAGAGGCCUCUCCACCACCAUCUCGAAAUGUAGAGCGAGAAUGUUGCAUGAAAAGUGUUCUCGAAGAGAUGUGGGCACUUAUGGGAAGCAAUCCUGUCGGCGAAAAAGCAAUGCUGGUUGUUGGACGUGUUGGCGCUCUUCAUCCAUCGCUGAUGAUCUCAAGAUACGAGCGAGCACUCUCCGCGCUGAACGAUGAAGAGACUGGUGAGGAUACAGUCGAUCUCGCUCUCUCGCACAUCACCUUGAUGGGCUAUGUGACUUUUGAGAUGGAAGCUCUCAUCCGAAUCCUUCAACUAACCCUUCAAUUCUGGGCCCCAAGAAAAGAACACGUUGAAUCAGUGUGCAACAUGUUGACAAGCAUAUUAUGGAGAUGGAUUGAGAGGUGUCCGGAUCUGUUCAGCACCUUACAACACAGUCCACAACAGCAAAUUUCCGAUGUGUGUGAUGGUUUGUUUACUGCAAUGAAUACAGCCGAAUUGAAAAGACGAGCAACGUGUUGGCCUGUGCAAAUGCUUCUCUUGGCUAUUUCACCGUGUUCUCUUGAAGCAAUCGCACAUGCUGAAACGGAUUCUGUUCUUCUUCCACCAAUGGUCAUCACAAAGAGACAAUUCGUGGAUCAAGUCGUUUCAACAAUCGCCUCCUACAACACUGGACAAAGACCAAUCUGGUCAGCUCAACUCCAAGCCGCUUGUCACGCUGGAGUGAACCUCUGCAAAUGUGCCACCUAUGUGAAUCUUUCCGAUUUCUUUGUGUUCAACGUGGUGCAACAAUUGAUUGAGCAUGUAAAGGGAGUACUGCUGACCGGCUCUCGUCCACGAGAGAUUGAAAGAUCCGUGCUUGUCGAUUGCUUUGUUGCACUUUUUCGACUCAAAUUCGAUAACGAUGUGUUCAGAGUCUGUCUCACUUCAAAUCAGCCGAUUCUGCAACUUGUGCUCGUCGAAGCACUGCACAUUAUCGCAUCAGAGGAUCGAGAAUGGCCACGAAGGUGGAGAACUUGGUGGCCAAAAAUCGACAUGGUUAUGUCAAGAUCUGAUCAAUUGAGAACACUUCUUAUGCAGGUUUUGGAGAAAGUUGUUGAAGCGGAUCCAGUCCCAUCGGGUCAUUUACCCCUUUCGGUCAGCAGGUCAUGGCAUAAAAUGUCGGGUCGAUGGAGAGUGGAAAGGCCGAGUUCGGGCUCGCUCGGCUCUUCGCACGGGGCAAUGACACCAGCUGAUUGUUCGUUGCACACGAUUCUCUUGGCGAUUCUUCGUCUCAUCACCACUCAGCCAACAUUGCUCAUUCGGAAUCGGAUUACGGUAGAUGAGGUGUGCAUUGAGACAGUUGUCUCGGGAUUAGUGCUUUUAAUCGAUCAUCCAAGUCUACACACGCCAUCUAUGCAGGCUCUUCUCGCUUUACAUACAGUCAUCCCUCAAUGGAACACUGCAAGUCCACAAGCCGCUUUGACUACUUUCUUCAGCGUCAGCUCACAUAUGCUGUUCGCCGUCUGCCAAAAGCUGAUCCACUUCCAGACUUCAUCCGCCGAACAUGUCAUCUCAUGGCUUCGAGUCUUGAUUCAAUGCAGGAUUGAUUAUCUCCGUGAAAACUAUCAUCUGAUCACCGAAGAAAUGAUGGACGGGAUCACGUAUCAAUCGCUUGUCAAAUUCGAGGGAUCCCUUUUGCCGAAUCUACAAAUCGAUCUCUCCCUAGCUAGACACCUCUCAUCAGCUCCAAAUAUCGUCACCGCCGGGCGAAUCGCUUUGCAGAAAAGUGUGGCUCGUCAUCUGCGAGCGCUCACGCACGCGAACUCGGCUGUUCACGAAGCAUGGCAUGAAACGCUCAGAGUCUGGGAGCUCUUCACAGCACAACUCGUCUCUGGCUCGAAAGAUCAUGCCGAUUUCGUUGAUCAUGUGACAAGAGUGACUACUGGCACAGCAGUGACAUCAUCAGCUGAUGCAGCUGCUUCAUUGGUUGAUGCGUGGUCAUCGAUGAGUGGAUUUCUUUCUUCGAUUGCUCAUCUCAUUUAUAUUAAAGAGCCGAAUCAUGUUGCUAGUUUCAUUUCUCGAAUCCUUUCCGUCCUCAGAACCGCUGAAGGAAAAGAGGGAAAAGAAGGAAAAGAAAAUAAAGACAAAUUGGAUAAAAAUGAUGGAACUGGAGGCACAAAAGGAUUGAUGUGUAAAUGCGUAAAGGAGCUUCUUUCGUAUGAAGUCUCACCGUCACUCGAUCACUUCCUUUUCCAUUCAAUCGCUUCCGCACUCUCACAACAUUCCGCUCAUCACAAUUUUGUUGAACACUGCAUUUACAUUGUUAGAAAUUUGCUAUCUCGAAGGCAAGUUGUUGUUCUGCGAGUUGACUCCACUCAACAAAUGCUUCACGCUCUUCUCCUUCACUCACAACAAAAUAGUGAACGAUCCAUGUUGAAUAAAAUGACCUUUACAAAGAAACUCUGUGGACUCUUGCAGUUGAUUCUUGCCAAUGGAGCGGCUCGACGAAUUCCUCCACCACUUCAAUCAAGAUUGGUGGAACAUCUUUCAUCAUGCUUGAGCUCAUUACCCUCACCGCAUCCAUUCUCGACAAAUCGCACUGAAACUCUUCAAACGGUGCUUUGGGCUUUGACGAAACUCCUCUCUAACAUCAGCAUUGCUAUACCCACUAACACAUUCAAUAAACUCUAUACUCAGCUACUCGACGCUUUCCAAGAACCAUCAUUAUCCCAUUCAUCUCCAGUUUUGAGUAGAACUCCACUUGAAGAACCAGUGAACAGCGGUGGAGCUGCUGAAUUGACUCGACGAACAAAUGAGGCUGUUCUGGCUGCUAUUGCGGCACUAAUCAACGCAAAUCCGGAUCUAGGAGUUGUUCGAGCAAUGGAAACAUCGUGGUCUUCUGGGAGAAGAACUCGUGGAUGGGCACUUGACGCGCUCAGUCGAGUUCUUCGUGCAGACAGUCCUGCAAGAAGAACGGGUGGCACUGGUGAUCGGGAAGGGCGUCACGGAGAACUUCUGCGUCUACUCACAAUGACAACUGAAGAUGGAAGCUUACCUUUGGUCAGCUCUCUCGCCAACUCAAUUCCUCUCGAUUCACCGGAAAGAGUUUGUCGAGUCGUUGUAACAGCUUUCUCAGAAAAAGGUCGUCUUUCUGAAUUGUUAUGGGCUGUUCUCUGGACGGAAGCUGAAAGUGCAAUCAGCCCGAGUACUCUUUAUAGAGGAUCUUCCUUUGCAGCAAAAUUGAUUGGCUACUGUUUCCGGGUAUUCGGCCAUGCUUAUCUAGUAACAACUCUAAGGCCACUCAUUCAAGAAAUGAUGCAAUCCGAUGCGGCAACUUAUGAGAUUGAGCCAGAACGAAUGAGUCAACAAGGAUCGCCAUCUUCUUCUUCGUCAGCGGUUGCUUGUGGAAUUGCGUCAAGUCAAAAAGCUGCUCAACGGGCUUUCGAUCUCAUUCUACAGUCACUCGAACAUCUGCCACCUAAAUUACGAGUCCUUUGUCGACAACUUUAUUUGGUGAUCAAUACCCGUUUUCCUUCUAGUGGACUCUCAGCUUUGGGAAAAAUCCUUUUCUUGAGACUGUUCAAUCCAGCAAUUGUGACUCCAUAUGAAAUGCAACUUUGCUCAAGACGUCCUUCUCGUCAAUUAAGUCGAGGAUUGAUGCUUGUGUCAAAAAUUCUGCAAACAACUGUGAAUCAACCAACGACGAGUCGCGACAGCUCAAUGAGACAUUUCGCUGAGUUCAUCGCCGCAAAAGUACAACCGGUGAAUGACUUCCUCUCGGCCGUUGUGGGUGAAGAAAUAGACGAGGAGGCUCUUCGAGCACCGCCUCCGUCUCUUAACGCACAUCUCCUCUUCAACGUUCAUUCCCUAUUUCUUAAUGAUAAGCAAGAGAUUGUGAGACAAUUGCGCUACACAUGUGCUUCAUCGAAUUUAUGCUCUCGAGUGGAUGCGCUCUUGCAAAGUCUUCCCGAUGAGCCACCACUUCCACCAGCUAAUUCUGAAGGACUUGAUCCAACGCUUCCCUAUUUCUAUCAACUUGCAACAAACGCCAAUGGCAUUCCAAUCUAUGCUCUCAUUCUCAGACGCUUGCAAAAUGUGGAAGCGGAAACGGCUGUGAAAACGAUUUCCGAACGAUGCGCGAGAACGAAAUGGAUUUGCCUUCUUGAUGGCCUUUGCUGCUAUGAUCCACCGCAUUUGCAAAAGCUCAUGUCCGCUGAUUCAUUCGCUCACAUUGAUUCAGUGUUGGUACUUCAUUGUUCAACCCCACUCCUUUCUCGUCUUCACGACCAUUUCGCUCUCUUUAACACUCUCCAUAUUUCUUUUGAUCCAAUCGGAGCCAGAAUCCCACUCGAUUCAUUGCCCACUCUUUCGCGACAAGUCAUGAUUGGAGAAGAAUAUUUAGUUGAAGCUGAACUUAUUGGAGCUGAACAAGUUCAUGUGACUGUAAAAAUUGUCGAAGGUCUUUUGUGCAUCUCUGGUGCAAGAAAAUGGAGUGAACAGCCAGCACUUGUCUCCGAUUUUUAUCAGUGCUCAGAUUUUGAACAGCUUGAAUUAAUCGACUCAAAAACGGUUUCAUUGUUAUCUGGGGAUACAAUAGUGUCACUGAGACUUGAAGAAGCUCUCGAGUUGCUGGAGAAAAUCUCAGCCGUUCGAGAUCGACAAGCCGAUGCUGACACAGCUGCACGAGCUCCUUUCUGGACGCAUGCUCCGCAACUGGUUUGUUUGGCUCUCAUUCAACUGGUAGACAUCGACGCCGGGGUACGAGCCACCGCCUACACUCUUCUGCACUCAUUGGCCACCACUCUAUCACUACCAAUCACUGAGCAUCUACAAGAAACUCCUUGCGUGUUGGUUCCAUCUGGCUGCACUCGACUAGUCAGACCACUAGUCACCUCGCUGAUUCGCUCAAAUCCAAAUCUCCUCGGCACUUUACUCCCCCGAAUCCUUGAUCAUCCAAAUAUCACUCUAAUCGAUGCAUUAAAGGACAGUUGGGGUUGUCUCUCCGAAGUUUCGGAUGAGAUUCGUCAAGAAUGCAUUGCUCAUCUCGUUUCCGCGUGCCAUGAGGGAGGCACCAUUGCGGCACUGAUCUGCUCUUUGGUUUGGCCAAGGAUUGGAGAGCUUGACGAGCGGGUUCUACAAACGACAAUCGAUCGUCUUUUAGCCGUGUCACCGAUCUCGGCAAGCUUGGACAUUGUGCAAUCACUGUCGUCAGCGUCAUCGCUUCUCCCAUCACUCAUCGUACGAAGAUGUAUCGAGCAAUUGACACAAGCCAGCAGUCCACAGCCAACUCCACCAAGCAGCCUUCCUCGACUUCUCGCAUUCCUUCUUGUGCUCACUUUUGACUCAGCCGCUUUAAAACUGGAAGCUCAUUUACCCCAAAUUCUCCAUGUGGUAGCCUGUGUUGCUGGGAGUGGGUCACAAUUCGUUCGCUAUGCUACAUUCGCGAUUGUUAACAAUAUCUUUCACAGCUUUGGAACCAACCCCGACUAUAAGCUUAAUGAUGAAGGACAUGGCUCUCUUGGUUUAUUUUUGAGGCAACUUUCUUCCUCGGAAUCGAUGCGGCUUUUCCGGGUGAUCGACUGUGAUUCAGGGCAAGCCGUCGUGAAUGCAGCCAUGCAAUUGGUUGAUCAAGCUGAUGGGAAGGUCGAGUCGGAAAGCGAGCGAGAGCUAGAGGAUGACAUGCCAGCUUUGCAACCAGUUGGACUUGGUGAUGUUCAUCAACUGCUAACACUCAUCAUUGGAGUGCUUAAAGAUCUUGAAAUGGGAAUGGAUGGUGGAAGAGCGUGGAUCAGCGAGUGGAGAACAGUGGCUAGGCAUUGGGCUUUUCAGGGUUGUGGUGAAAUGCAAAUCCGGUCCUUGAUCGCUUUCUCCUGUCUGGCUGAAUCGAUUUCUGAUCCGGAGAUGAAAAACAUCAUUCAGAUUUUGGUGCAGGUGGUGAAACGUCGAGAUUGUCUCUCGGCGAUGGCGGCCGUUUCCCUCUCACUUAUUCGUCUCCACACACUCACCGCUUCAAAUUCCCCUAUUCACAAACUAAUCUUUUGGAUAGCAAUUCUUAUGUUCCAGCUCGAACAUGCAACAAUCUACGAAUAUGCAAUACAGCUUUUAUUCGCCAAUCUCAGCAAUCUCGAUCAUAUGGGCGUCUUUGAACACACUACGUCAUUGGAAAAGUUUGCUAUGGAGGCGAGAAUACCCCUUGAAUGGGAUCUCAAAGCCGUUGAUCAAUGUGCCGGACUUUCAUUCAAAGCCAAUUUCAACUUUGCAUUAGUUGGAUAUCUUCUGAAAGGACUUCGACAACCGUAUCUAUCAGUGAAAGUCGUUCAACUGCUUCAACUUUUACUACGAAUCACUGCGAAGAGCAAUCACCAAGAUCCAUAUGUCUUGACAAUGGACAAUAUUCCUUAUCUAUUGGCUUUGCUGCCGUUUGAUGAAAAGGUUCAACAGCGUUUUCGUGGUUUCUCGACGCGUCGCGAACAGCAGCAAGUUGUUUCACGUCAGGUUUUGGAUGCUCCUUGGGACGGAAAUCGGCUAUCGGCCAGCCGACCAAUGCCACACUCACCAUCAGCGCCACUAUUACCCUCUUCGAGUUCUCCAUCUAAUGCUCCAUCGUGGCACGAUGAGGAUGGCGAAGAAGAAUCGGGAAUGCUUCUCGAUCCGACAAUCGUUUGCGGUGAACAAGCACAAGCUCUAGCAGUCACCGUUCUGGCGAUCUUGGCUCGAUCAUGUCCAAAUGUGCAUCUCAUUUUGGAUACUCUUCUCGAGGCGGUCACCGUCUUUCCAACAGUCGUGCCCGUCAUUGAAUGCUUACUCGAUCAACGAAUUGUCGGCCUUGUACAAUCUUGUCAAUCAGCGCCAAUGCUUUCCACGGUUGUUCGACUUAUCGAAACAUCAGCAUUGGGCGAAUCCGGCUCAGGCCCUCAGCAAGCGUGCUCCUUUCUACAACAGUGUGGUUUCGCUGGACUCUGGAGAUAUGCAGGAGCUUUUCUCUCACCGCGAGCUUCCCUUCAAGCGAUCAAUGCAAAUCUUUGCUCUUGUUUGGAGUGUAUUUUGGCUUCGAUU
Messenger RNA from Mesorhabditis belari, 7392 nucleotides. Lineage: Eukaryota; Metazoa; Nematoda; Chromadorea; Rhabditida; Rhabditidae. The record is from the annotation of a GenBank genome assembly.